This is a messenger RNA of Fusarium musae, 957 nucleotides long. RefSeq lists its product as uncharacterized. NCBI's taxonomy places the organism in Eukaryota, Fungi, Ascomycota, Sordariomycetes, Hypocreales, Nectriaceae. The transcript is spliced from 3 exons. The record is from RefSeq and is a predicted model, not a curated record. Bases 1 to 957 code for a protein of 318 amino acids.
AUGGAUGAACCUGCGAUCCAAAUCAUCACUCGCCCACCAGAACCGCCGGAGGAUAAGCCCAAACCUGAACCGCUCUCCGUCUGGCGCGAUGAAAACGGCAAGCUUUACUUUCGCCAUAAUCCAACGGUUCCCAUGCUACGAUAUCCCAACAGCAAGGCGGCGAUAGAGAAGUCCGAUGACGACCCAACCAAAUGCAAAGAUUGCACUCGCGAGUGUCUCUUGGCCAUCCCAAACGAGGCGAUGGAGAAAGAUAUCCGUGACCUUGAACUUUUGAAUGAAAAAGAGGGUGAAGAUCCCAAACCCAAGAACCCCAAGUAUAGUUUCGACAGGGAAAUGCACAUGCUAUCCAGAAAAGGGGCCAGCAAAUUCGACAUGUACAAAGCCGUCAAGAGACCCAAGAACAAGAAAGAGACCCUUGGAGAUAUCAUAAAUGAACGGGACGCACUCAAGAAAGAGAAAGUCGGCCUCAACAAGGAGCGUUCCAACCUGAUCAAAGCACUCAAGGUCAAGAAAGCAAACAAGAUCAGAGACGAAACACCAGCCAAUAUCACGGAAAAGAACGUCGCGGAGAUGAAGAAACUCUCCGAGUUCAUCGACGCCAGAAUCAAACGGUGGAAUAAACACGACGAGCCCAAGAGUGAACAGAUGAUGGUAGCGGACGCCAAGUAUACUCUCGAGUCAUUGUACAAGCACCUCCAAAACUCUUUUGUCGAUUUCGAAUAUGAGGAGGAUAUAGACGUGUGCCGUGUCUUGGACUUGCCUUGCUAUGGAAGAGCGUUUGGUGAGGAUAUUGAGGACCACCUGCAUGGACCGGAGCAUAUGGCCUGGGAUCGAUCAAUGAAGGGAAGAGUCCCGCUUUAUCUUCAGUACAACCGACUGAAGCGCGAGGUCGAUGACGGCCUUUCAUACCAGGAGGGUCUGUUGGCGGAACUUGCUGUUGACCCUUAUUCUUACUAG